GAUUAUUGUAUGCACGCCCCUCCCAACUAGACUCUGCUACUCGUUGGAAAAGCACGCCCAAUCGAACUCGGCUAUGGAGUCGGUAUUUCCGUCGAGUCAGUCGGUACAUGUGGUAUGUACUUUUGUUGAGCCAUUUCCGGUGAAAAAUGAACAAGAGAAGAAAUAUUAGUAGAGAGAGAGAAAGAGGAGAAACAAGAAACAAAGAGGAGAAACAAGAAACAAAGAGAGAAAAGAAAAAGAGAGAAAUAAAGAGAGAACGAAAGAAACACAAGUACCGGUAAUUACCCAAGCAAACACAGUGUCUAAUGGCUCUGUGCCCGCAGCUCUUCUUCAUCAUAUAGCGGUAGCUCUUCAUUGGCAAUAUGUCCCUCCGCUGCACGUGGCGACAACUGUUGCAACUUGUGCUGGACACAUGCGGACGGAUGCAUUGACAUCAAUGAGACACAAAAAUGUAGCGUGUGUCCCAUUGUCAUAUCCCACAAGCAACACUGUAGUCUUAUCACUUACAGAGCAACAUAUCUAUACAAUCAGAAAUUUUACUGCCAGGAAAUACUAAGAAAGCAAGCAUCUCCCCUAGAUCCCGUAUGUCUGUUGUCUUACCAUCAGCUGAUUAGCAGAUGUGGAGGUAUCGUGUCACACCAUGUGGAUCAUCAUCUCUCUAACUUUUCUCGCAGCCAGUCUUACUGCUAAUCUCCUAGAGUUUCUUGCGUUUGUGAUCAUCCGACCGUUUUCUGUCUCCUUCUUUCGCAGAGUGAACGCCUAUCUUUGCUAUCUGCAUUGGAGUAUAAUCCCGUGGACUCUUAAUAAUUGGUGUAAUCUGGAGCUCAGGAUUUUUGGCGUUGCGGAAGAUAUUGAGAACAUCAGACAGGCAAACACGUUCACAGUAAUAAAUCACCGAGGAGACCUUGACUGGAUGGUAGGAUAUUGUGUUUGUGACCGCAUCAAAACAUUGCAGGCAGUAAAAUCUGUGAUGAAAAGCUUUGUCAAAUAUCUGCCUACACUUGGCUGGAGCUUCUGGUUCUCUGAUUAUGUGUUUUUGAAAAGAAGCUUUGCACAGGACAAGCACUGUUUACAAGCUGCCACUAAACAAUGGGUAUCAUAUGACUUUCCUUGGAUGGUUAUUUUGUUUGCCGAAGGUACUCGGUUCACCGAGGAGAAGCAUCAGAAAAGCUUAGAAUAUGCAAGCAAAAUGGGAUUGCCCAAAUUGAAAUAUCACCUGAUGCCUCGAACAAAGGGAUUCAACUUGAUUAUGAAAGAAAUCAAAAAUCAUGUUACUGCUGUGUGUGAUGCCACAGUGACAUACCCACGUGGUGUUCCUUCGAUAUCAAACUUCAUUCGGGGAGAAAAAGUGUAUGCUGAUGUUAACAUGAGGAUGAUUCCAAUCAGCGAGGUACCUGUGGAGUCCGAAGAGGAAUUAAGUUCAUGGCUGAUUAAUCUAUACAAGGAAAAGGAUGACCUUGUUGACUAUCAUCACAAUCAUGGACGGUUUCCAGCUAGUAUUGUUGACUUUCCCCCUCGAUUUAUGUCGACUGUCGUCAUGACUGUAUGGAUUGUACUGCUGGUGGUUCCUUUUGCAUUUUAUGUGUAUACUGUUGUGAUUGCUGGAGCAUACUGGACAUUGGCAAUACUAGCGAUAAUUAUACUUGCAGCUCAGCUUGGUAUGCGUCUCUUGAUGACGGUGAGCGAGGUGCCUAGAGUUGCAGAAGUGAGAAAGAAAGGACAGUGACUACUGAUGAUGCAGAGACGUUUCUCAGACGUGGACAGCAAGUGAUUGAUUAACAAAAUCAAAGCUUUAUUUGAUCAAUACCCACAAAAGUUCCAUGAUAUUGCAUGCCAGAGCACAAGUUUUGGGUAAAUAUUUUCCCAAAUUUGAGUUAUGAUGAUGAUGAUGAUGAUGUCAUAAAUGUGCACUGUAUGCACACUGAUAAAUGUCACCAUUGUGUAAUAAAAAUUAUUGGAUUGAGUAGCCAAGACACAGUACUAUGUAGGUAAAU
Messenger RNA from Corticium candelabrum, 1994 nucleotides. Its product is annotated as 1-acyl-sn-glycerol-3-phosphate acyltransferase delta-like. The transcript has 8 exons. Gene Ontology annotation, cellular component: endomembrane system. The record is from RefSeq and is a predicted model, not a curated record. NCBI's taxonomy places the organism in Eukaryota, Metazoa, Porifera, Homoscleromorpha, Homosclerophorida, Plakinidae. Gene Ontology annotation, molecular function: 1-acylglycerol-3-phosphate O-acyltransferase activity. Bases 641 to 1726 code for a protein of 361 amino acids.